Molecule: messenger RNA, 1947 nt
Organism: Scleropages formosus (Asian bonytongue)
Lineage: Eukaryota; Metazoa; Chordata; Actinopteri; Osteoglossiformes; Osteoglossidae
Gene: rbpjb
Product: recombination signal binding protein for immunoglobulin kappa J region b
Exons: 11
Coding region: 71-1549 (492 amino acids)
Biological process (GO): regulation of transcription by RNA polymerase II
Cellular component (GO): nucleus
Molecular function (GO): DNA-binding transcription activator activity, RNA polymerase II-specific; RNA polymerase II cis-regulatory region sequence-specific DNA binding
Source: RefSeq, a predicted model, not a curated record
GUCUCGGCGGCUCGUGGCCCGGGAGGACGGAUCUCGCGAGAGUUGGAGUUUUGGUGAGAGUUUGUGGAAGAUGGCGCCUGUUGUGACAGGGAAGUUUGGGGAGCGUCCUCAACCACAACGCUUAACCAGGGAAGCGAUGCGGAACUACCUGAGGGAGCGGGGAGAUCAAACGGUCCUAAUUCUACACGCCAAAGUUGCACAGAAAUCCUACGGCAAUGAAAAGAGGUUUUUCUGCCCUCCUCCUUGUGUGUACCUAAUGGGCAGUGGCUGGAAGCAGAAGAAGGAGCAGAUGGAGCGGGACGGCAGCUCAGAGCAGGAGGCACAGCCCUGCGCCUUCAUCGGAAUUGGGAACAGCGAGCAGGAGAUGCAGCAGCUCAACCUGGAGGGGAAGAACUAUUGCACAGCCAAAACUUUGUACAUAUCCGACUCUGAUAAGAGAAAGCACUUCAUGUUGUCAGUGAAGAUGUUCUACGGCAACAGUGCGGACAUAGGAGUUUUCCUCAGCAAAAGGAUCAAGGUUAUCUCCAAGCCCUCCAAAAAGAAGCAGUCCUUGAAGAAUGCCGACCUGUGCAUUGCAUCAGGGACGAAAGUGGCACUCUUCAACCGCCUGCGAUCCCAGACGGUCAGCACCCGCUACCUCCAUGUGGAGGGGGGCAACUUCCACGCCAGCUCGCAGCAGUGGGGGGCGUUCUACAUCCACCUCCUGGACGACGAGGAAUCGGAGGGAGAGGAGUUCACAGUGCGCGACGGAUACAUCCACUACGGGCAGACUGUGAAACUCGUGUGCUCUGUGACGGGCAUGGCACUCCCCCGACUGAUCAUCCGGAAGGUGGACAAGCAGACGGCGCUGCUGGAUGCCGACGACCCCGUUUCCCAGCUCCACAAAUGUGCCUUCUACCUGAAGGAUACGGAGCGGAUGUACUUGUGCCUGUCCCAAGAGAGGAUCAUCCAGUUUCAGGCCACUCCCUGCCCCAAGGAGCCCAACAAAGAGAUGAUCAAUGAUGGAGCCUCCUGGACCAUAAUCAGCACCGACAAGGCGGAGUACACUUUCUACGAGGGCAUGGGCCCCGUGCACUCGCCUGUCACGCCCGUGCCUGUGGUGGAGAGCCUGCAGCUCAACGGAGGAGGGGACGUGGCCAUGCUGGAACUCACAGGGCAGAACUUCACUCCAAACCUCAGAGUGUGGUUCGGUGACGUCGAGGCGGAGACCAUGUACAGGUGUGCCGAAAGCAUGCUGUGUGUGGUACCCGACAUCUCGGCGUUCCGCGAGGGCUGGAGGUGGGUGCGGCAGCCGGUGCAAGUGCCCGUCACUCUGGUGCGCAACGACGGCAUCAUCUACUCCACCACGUUGACGUUCACCUACACGCCGGAGCCGGGUCCGAGACCCCACUGCAGCGCCGCCGGGGCCAUCCUGCGUGCGGGGAGCUCCAGCCUGCUGUCCGCUGGCAACCCCAGCAGCGAAACCAGCUACGCCAGCAGCACCGCUGGCAACCCUACCAGCGUCACGUCCGCCUCGGCCGCAGCCGCCGCAGCCGCCGUCGUGUCCUAACACACGGGGUCGCGUGCAGACGGACUGCAAACGGACUCCUUGAAAGUGCUGCAUAUGGAUUUUUAAAUUUUUUUUUCUUUUUUUUUUUUUUCUUUUUUUUAUAUAUAUAAAUCAAAAAGCUUCUCGAAAGAGAGCAAGAGGAGGUGGAGGAGGGUAGUUGAUUGCAGAGAAACGGAACAACUCGGGCUCCCUCUAGUGCUCGUGUAAGGGGUGCCCCAGCCCCCCCCCCCCACUCCCCCACCACCACCACCACUCAUCGGGCCUUAGCGGUGGAGACGUGUGAUGGGGGCUCCCCAAAGUCCCCGCCGGGCUCGAGAACAGAGACCACACCAAUGAUACAUCAGCCAUGUAUAAAACUUUAUUAAAAGAAAAGUCUAUUUUUCACUUUUUUUCUUUGU